AUGUUGCGUGUCAUCCUUUCGCCUUCUAGAAGCACUUGUCCCAAUUCUCCGCCAUAUUUUCUGCCCGCUCCGCUGCCGUCAUUCAGCCUUCAGACUGGAAACGGAGAGCAUCUGACCAGACAUCCCUACUGCAGGAUCAACCUGGCCGUGCCUGUCCUGGACAGAUUUCUUAAUAAUGGAGACACCAGGCAGGGUUUUAGGCUGAGCAGAGAGUCCCUGGCAGUGCUGCUGAACCUUCUCCACCAGGAUCAGAGACAUGGAUUGGGUGCCACAAUAGAGACCUUGGUGUUCCUUUUCUGGCUGGCGAGUGGGGCAUCAUACAGGGUGGUCUCACGGGUGUUUGGGAUGCCUCGUUCCACUGUCCACCGCAUCGUCCACCGAGUUACUGGGGAGGUGGUGGCCAUUCGCCACAAGGUCAUCCACCUCCCAAAGACCGCUGAAGACCUGGCGGCAGUAACUCGUGGGUUUGCAGGGCUGGCAGGACACAGAGCCUUUUUAAAGGCUGCUGGAGCGAUGGACGGCUGCCAUGUCAGGAUCAAGCCACCAAGCGGCCCUGAUGGUCACUGCUACCUGAACAGGAAAAUGUUUUCAUCAAUUAUCCUUCAGGCAGUUUGUGACCAUCAGGGCCGCUUUGUGGACGUGUACGUGGGCUGGCCGGGGUCGGUGCACGACUCCAGAGUACUCCGGCACAGCCCACUGUACACACAGGCGGCUUACCCUCCUCCAGGGCACUUCAUCCUCGCAGACGGCGGGUACCCAUGCCUCCAGCAUCCACUCCCCCUCAUCACUCCCUACAAGCGACCACUGCAAGGUGUGGGACCCCAGCGCUUUAAUGCCCAUCAUUCCAGGGCACGCUCUAUCAUCGAGCGUGCCUUUGGAAUGAUGAAGACCAAGUUCCGGGCCAUCUUCUUUAAAGCGCUGGAGGUCAUAACAGCAUGUGCCGUCCUGCACAACAUUUGCCUGGGGGUGGGUGACAUCAUGCCCCCAGAGGAUGAGCUGCAGGACGCCAUGGAGGAGGAUGAGGGGGAGAACGGGCUGGAGGCCGCCAGUGGUGCUCUGUGGCGGGAACAGCUGUCUGCGGAGGUGUCUGCCCUGGAGGAGGUUAUCCCUGACCACGACUAUCUUUAG
Molecule: messenger RNA, 1128 nt
Organism: Scomber japonicus (chub mackerel)
Lineage: Eukaryota; Metazoa; Chordata; Actinopteri; Scombriformes; Scombridae
Product: putative nuclease HARBI1
Exons: 3
Coding region: 1-1128 (375 amino acids)
Source: RefSeq, a predicted model, not a curated record